AUGGUGGAUGCUCCGACUGGGUACCACGAUGAAGCUCCGGGGAGGAUGAAGGCGAUAUACACGGCGGGGUUAAUGGCGCGGAACAGGGAGGAGGGGGAGACGGAUGUUUUUGUGCACGACGUUAAUAGGGUGGUGGAAGAUGAGUUUUCGAAGGUGUUUCUGUGCGAAGGGUAUUUGAGCGAGGAAGAAGGGAGGCUGAGGCGUUUCACAAUACCAAGUCACAGGACUCGGUAUGGUAGACCGUUUUGCCCUCUUUAG
Molecule: messenger RNA, 258 nt
Organism: Lactuca virosa
Lineage: Eukaryota; Viridiplantae; Streptophyta; Magnoliopsida; Asterales; Asteraceae
Source: the annotation of a GenBank genome assembly